Messenger RNA from Selaginella moellendorffii, 4717 nucleotides. RefSeq lists its product as uncharacterized. The record is from RefSeq and is a predicted model, not a curated record. Bases 250 to 4668 code for a protein of 1472 amino acids. The transcript is spliced from 5 exons. Gene Ontology annotation, molecular function: protein binding. NCBI's taxonomy places the organism in Eukaryota, Viridiplantae, Streptophyta, Lycopodiopsida, Selaginellales, Selaginellaceae.
GGUGGUGGUGGCAAUGGCUCAUAGUCAUCGGUUUGAGCAACAGUGCUAACACAGCUAUGACCAUCACAAGAAAGAAGGAGAAGAAGAAGAAGAGCCAACAUCAAUCUCGACAUGAUCUAUGGAGAGAAAUCUUCCAUGUUCGUGCAUUUCUUGGUCCCCGGCCAUUGCGUAGCUUGACCGGAAAUUUUCCAGCUUGAAUCUCUUAUGCUUGCUCCGCGAUCCAAGCCUUGAACGAUUCCUUCCACUCCAAUGACUGUUGUCGCGGCAGCUGGAAACGAGAGACUUACACUCGAGUGUGACGCCUGGAUCAAGUCUUGCCGCAGCUUGGCCAAUCUCCAAGCGAUCCACAAGCGGAUCAUCCUCCGCCACGGCGGCCUCUUCCUCGAUCGCAACACCGGCCUCUCAAAUCUCCUGCUCCAGCGCUAUGCCCGCUGCGGCAGCCUGGAUCACGCGGAGCAAAUCUUCGCCGCCAUCCGGGACAAAGACGUCAUCUCCUGGAACGCCAUGCUCUCGGCAUAUGCCCGGACGGGGCAUCACACCGCCCAAGCGAAGCUCCUCUUCGACUCCAUCCCCGACCGCGAUCGCGUCUCCUGGAACGCAAUGCUGGGCGCCUACGUCCACGCCGGAAACCUCCAGGAAUGCAAAGACAUCUUCGAUAGAUUUCCGGAACGAGACAUAGUUUCAUGGAACUCUCUCCUUGCGGCAUAUGCCCAAAAAGGGCAAAUGGAAAAAGCCCAAGUUGUGUUUGAUCAGAUGCCCGAGAGAGGCCUGAUCACUUGGAACACAAUGCUGGCAGCAAACUCCAGAAACAACCAUGUCGCGCAAGCCAAGAAACUCUUCGAUGCAAUGCCGGAGAGAGACUAUAUCUCCUGGAACACGAUGAUGAACGCAUAUACCCAAGCAGGGCAUAGUCGCGAGGCCAAAGAGCUCUUCGACCAAAUGCCAGCGCGGGAUAUAGUUUCAUGGAACGGGCUUCUCAUCAUGUACGGGACGAGUGGCAAGACCGACCUGGCCAGAAGCGUGUUCGACGCUAUGCCAUACAGAGAUCUCGUCUGCUGGAACGUCAUGGUCUCUGUGUAUGCCCAGUCCGGGCAUCUGGAUCCGGCCAGGGAGCUGUUUGAUCGCGCGCCGGAGCGAGACAUCGUGGUGUGGAAUGCGAUGCUAUCGGCAUACGCAAAAGCAGCGGCAGCGGCAUACAAUCGCAAGCGCCAGAGAGACGUCACACUCAGCAAAAUGGUAGUCGACAUCAAGCCUGUGGGAGCUGAUGGCUCCGAAGUCCAUCCCACCACCUUUGCCUCCAAAGAAGAAGAUAGUGAAAUCGAGGACGAGGAGGAGGAGGAGCGGCGGCGGUGCCACCGGGAUUUGGAGGCGGCGCGGGAGCUCUUCGAUGCAAUGCCGGACCGAAAUGUGAUCUCCUGGACGACGAUGCUGACGCUGUACGCCCAGAGCGGGCAUGUCGGUGAGGCCAAGCGUAUCUUCGAUCACGCGUUGAUGCCCGAGAGGGACGUAGUUUGCUGGAACGCUCUCUUGGCUGCCUACACGCAGGCCGGGAACACCCCGGCCGCCACCCGGAUCUUCGCGCUCAUGCCUUCGCGCAACCUUGAGUCCACCAACGUCAUGCUCGCGAUGCUGUUCCACAGCUCAAACUCGCGAUCCAUUGCUCGCGGGCGGCGGAUCUUCGCGCGCUCUAUCCGCGAUGGGAUCGCUCCCGACGAGGUGAGCUUCGUCCAUAUGCUCUUUGCUUGCAGCCACUCGGGCGGAUUGAGCGCGGGGCUGCGCUACUUCCGAUCCAUGGCGAUGGAUUUCGCGCUGCGCGGGACGAAGCAGCAGUAUAGCAUCAUGAUCGAUAUCAUUGCCCGCGCUGGGCAUCUGGAGGAUGCGCGCGAGCUCAUCACAAACAUGCCGUUCUUGCCCGAUUCUCGCGACUGGACGAGCUUGCUGGAUGCUUGCCGGAGUGGGAGUGGCAAGAGCGCCAUGAAAGAGCGCGUGAUCGACGUUGCCAGGCACGCGAUUCGAUCGGAUCCACGGGACUCGGCACUCUACGUUUUGAGCACAAACAAUCUCUCCAUCGCCCUGUCGAUCCCUCCGCCUCUCUUCACCAGCUGGACUGCGGACUCCAGCGAUCCCUCGUCCGUGAACUCGGAGUCGAUCAGCUUCCUCAGCUCCGGCUCCUUGUCCAGGGCAAACAGUGCCGGGGCUGUCAAGUUCCCCUUCGCUAGAUCGCUUCCGGCGGGCUUCCCGAGCUGUGCCGUCGACUGCGUGAAGUCGAGGAUGUCGUCCACGAUCUGGAACGCCAAGCCCAGUAUGUCAAUGUCAAAGAUUCGAUUUCUCACCUCGUCGGACGUCGCUCUCGUCCAGGACAUCGUCGUGAAUGAGGCUAGCUCAUCUCCAGCUAUCUACCGGAAGCUCAAAUUAACACUGGGAAGAGCAAAGAAAGAAAGAAAAAGAAAAGAGCGUAAAGAAUUUUCACCUGGUAUUGGAGAGGAGGUGUUCACGCUCAAGCUCGUGGGACUCCCGCUAUCAGCCGUGAAAGAAAUCGUGGCUCCUUCGGCGACUACUCUUCUCCUGCUCCAGCAUUUGAAAGCGCAAUAUGGCGCCAUUGCUCCACCUCACAGAAAAUAUUUAAGGGCUUUAUCCUCGCGAGGAACACAUGGGCCAUAUGGCCGAAACCUUGCCGCCAUUGCGCUUAUGGACUGUACGUGGCCACGCUCGCAAGCUCUAGAAUCGUGCCACGUGUGUGACAGGAUCAUUCCCUCCAUUGUCCCUUCCUUAGACGCCUCCACGAAGAAGAAAACUAUCGAUGGUGAUCGUGAGAGAGUUUCUUGCGAUGACUCAAUGAUCGCGACGGCGGCCAGCGCCAAGCAAGACGAGAUCAAAUUCUUCGCCCGGCUGCUCAAAUCCUGCGGCGAAUCCAGGAACCUCGCCGAGGGCAAAUUCGCGCACUCGCAGAUCUCGCGCAGCGAUCACGCCAAGAAUCUCUUCCUCCGCAAUCUCCUCAUCGAGAUGUAUGGGAAGUGUGGCAGCGUCGCGCUCGCGCGGGAGGUGUUCGAUUCCCUCGAGUCCCCCAACAAAUUCUCCUGGAACAUCAUGCUCGCGGCAUAUGCCCACAACGGGGAUUUGCGCGAGGCGAGGAAGAUCUUCGAGCAAAACCCACUGCCGGAUCCAGUGGCCUCCGCGGCGAUGAUCCGCGCGUACGCGCUGGCAGACGAUCUCGAGCAAGCACGCGCGAUCCUCCUCCAAAUGCCGGAUCUCAACGUAGUGUGCUGCACGAUCCUCAUACACGCAUAUGCCCAGCGCGGGCAUCACGCCUCCGCGCAAGAACUCUUCUCCCAGAUGCCCGAUCGCGAUGUCACGGUGUGUAACGCGAUGAUGAAAUCACUCGCGGAGGACGAUCGGUUGCCGCUAGCGCGCCGGCUGUUCAAUCAAAUGCCCGAAACAGAUGUGGCGUCCUGGAACACGAUGAUCCAAGCAAAUGCCCUUCACGGGCAUCUUGGAGAGUCGCGGCGGCUCUUCCGUGCGAUGCCGCAGAGGAACAUCAUCUCCUGGACGGCGAUGCUAGCGGCGGAGGAGAGCGAUCUCGCCGCCGCCAAGAUCACAUUCGCGGGGAUGCCCGAGUGGAAUGUCGUCUCCUGGACGGUGAUGAUCACGGCGCUGGCACAGGCCGGGCUAGCGCGCGAGGCAGCAGUGCUAUUCGCCCAGCUCCCGGAGCAAAACAUCGUCUCCAUCACCGCCAUGAUCUCGGGGCUCGGUGCCGCGGGAUCGAUUGACGAGGCGCGCAGCCUCUUCGAUCAAAUGCCCGCCCGGAACCAAGUCUCUUGGAGCGCGAUGAUCCAAGCCUACGCGCAGAACGGCUACAUCGACGACGCGCGAUCGAUUCUAGACGCGAUGCCGGCGAUGGAUUCCGUGGCCUGGAACACGAUGAUCGCGGCGUAUGCCCAAGAUGGGCAAAUCGAGGAAGCGCUCGCGAUGCUCAACCAGGUCCCCUGCGCGAGCCCACUGCCCUACACGGUGCUGAUAUCCGCGAUGGCGCAAGAAGGAGCUCUAAUCCCCGCCACGAAGCUCUUCUCGCGGAUCCCCAACCACGACACGGUCUCGUGGACGGCGAUGGUGGCGGCGAAUGCCCAGAACGGGCACGGCAGGGCGGCGCUAGGGUUCUUCCGGGCGAUGGAUCUCGAGGGCGUGGCGGCGGACGAGAUCACGAUCCUGAGCGUGCUGAGCGCUUGCGGGCACGAGGGAUUGCUGGCCGAGGGCUGGAGCUACUUCGUCCUCCUGGGCGACGAUCGGGGGAUGGCCGCGAGCGUGGAGCACUUCUACUGCAUGGUGGAUGUGAUCGGGCGCGCGGGGCGGCUCCAGGAGGCCGAGGAUCUGAUCGCGAGCAUGCCAUUCGUGCCCAAUGUGGUGCCGUGGACGAGCUUGCUCGCGGCGUGCCGGACGCACGGCGAUGCGCACAGGGGGGCGCGCGCCGCGGAUCGUGUUCUUGAGUCGCGAUUUGGGGCGAUCGAUGUGCCCUACGCGCUGAUUUGCAACGCCUACCUCGGCGCUGGGAGGAUCCAGGACGCCGAGAUGGUGCGCCGGAUGAUGAGGGAGCAGCAAUUGGGGCUGGGCGCGCGGAGGAGGAGAAGAGUCGCUCUCCCGCAAAGUACGGAUAGCUUUGCCCUAGACAUUUAGCGCCAAGAGACAUUUAAAAACCACACAAGAAACAGAGUAACAUUAUUCU